AUGGAAGAGCAAGAUGAUUAUGUGCACCUCGCCCGGGUUGCUGAAGAAUUUUGGGCUCGGAAGAACUACAAGAGCGCACUUGCCUGCUACACGAUUGCACGUUUGGCCUUCGUGAAAAUCUAUCCCGAAAGACCAGCAGAUACCGAUCUCUUGGGCCUCAAAGAUGGAGCGGCGCGAUGUUUCGAGCAUCUAAGCGAUCUCAGCGAUCCCACCGAUUUCAGCAAGUUCAGCAAUCUCAAGGAAUGCAUUAAGCUGGAUUUUGAAGUUCUGAGCGAGAAAGAGAAGUUCCUUGAUUCUACCGACGAGGAGCUUCUUAUUUUACGAGAGACACUUGCCGAUAAUAAUACGAAGCUAGGCAAUCACGAGGCGGCAUUAUCAUUACUGCGUACUAACUUGAAGAUACUCGAAUGUCGGGAAUAUGGCUUAGAACACGAAUGGACCUUGCAGACCAGCUAUAGGGUUGGAGUCGAAUUGUCGUCAUUGGGUGAACACCAACAGGCAUUAAUUUUGCUGGAGAACACUUUGUUUGUGAUGACUACAAAUGAUUUUCCGCAAGAACAGCAAGAGAUGGUGAGGGAGGCUAUUUACGGGGCUCAAGAGUCCACCACGAAAGCCGUGGCGAACGAAGCGAGGAAGGAUGCGAUCCCUUCCAAUCAAUACUCAAGCACGACUGAUUUGAAGCCACGCACACCUUCAGAGCACCAGAAAGUGAUUUUGGACGCGCUCCAGCCUACCUCAGCGACCUCUGAUGAGACCGCUAUGACUCCUUUACUGUCGGAGAAGAAGGAGAGCUCUCAAAGGCUAGUUGGGGGCCCUUUCGUUGCAACAUUCUAG
Molecule: messenger RNA, 834 nt
Organism: Penicillium cataractarum
Lineage: Eukaryota; Fungi; Ascomycota; Eurotiomycetes; Eurotiales; Aspergillaceae
Product: tetratricopeptide repeat protein
Exons: 2
Coding region: 1-834 (277 amino acids)
Molecular function (GO): protein binding
Source: RefSeq, a predicted model, not a curated record